This is a messenger RNA of Verticillium alfalfae VaMs.102, 846 nucleotides long. Its product is annotated as NADH-cytochrome b5 reductase. Lineage: Eukaryota; Fungi; Ascomycota; Sordariomycetes; Glomerellales; Plectosphaerellaceae. Gene Ontology annotation, biological process: ergosterol biosynthetic process. Gene Ontology annotation, molecular function: cytochrome-b5 reductase activity, acting on NAD(P)H. The transcript is spliced from 3 exons. The record is from RefSeq and is a predicted model, not a curated record. The coding region runs from base 1 to 846 and encodes 281 amino acids.
AUGUCCAUCACUUUUUUACGUCAUAUCCGGCCGACAAAAGCCAUUACGGCCAUCGCUGCCGGUGGCAUCGGUCUGGGCAUUUACUCCCGCAUGAUGACCGGCAGUGCUCAUGCUGAUUCGGGAAGCCCACCAAAGGUAUUCGGCAGUGGUCCUGCUUUCGUUUCAUUGCCUUUAGAGAGUAGCGAAGUUGUCAAUCACAACACCAAGCGUCUCCGUUUCAGGUUACCGGACGAAAACGCGGUCAGUGGGCUAGCUCUCACCUCCGCCGUUUUGACCAUGUCAUGGCCAAAAGGCCGAUGGUUCCCAGUAGCAAGACCAUAUACACCAAUCAGUCCAUCAGACGGAAAGCAGAGCACGCACCUGCACUCAUUAUCGCCUGGCGAAACACUCCUCUUCGCUGCUGCGCUCAAAGGCCCCGCAUGGAAGCCAAAUGCCGUUCCCCACGUCACGCUGAUUGCUGGCGGGGCUGGCAUUACCCCGAUCUAUCAGCUAGCCCAGGGGAUUCUGCGGAAUCCUGAAGACAAGACAAGAAUCACGCUCGUGUUCGGCAUCAAUACGGAUGUGGAUGCCCUGUUGAAAACCGAGUUUGACGCCUUCGAGAAGGAGUUUCCCGGUCGGUUUGAAGCCAUCUACACCGUGAGCCGGCCGGAGGCGGGCUCUCUACUCCGACAGGGUCAUGUCACGAAGGCGCUUCUUGAACAAGUUGCACCCAAUCCCACCAAGCAAGACACCAAGGUCUUUGUUUGCGGGCCACCGGCGAUGGAGGCGACGUUGGUUGGCUCGAGGGGUUCACCAGGUGUUUUGGAACAGUUGGGAUAUCGAAAGGAUCAGAUUCACACUUUCUGA